This is a messenger RNA of Echinostoma caproni, 792 nucleotides long. The record is from the annotation of a GenBank genome assembly. Lineage: Eukaryota; Metazoa; Platyhelminthes; Trematoda; Plagiorchiida; Echinostomatidae.
AUGCUCCCAUACGAGCAGGCAUCUCAAAUGGCCUCUGCUGAGGAAGUCCUACUUACUGCCUUCUUGUGGCGGAGGAUCAUUAAGCCGUGGGUACUUGGAGAGGAGAGCAAUACAUCUGGUCCACAAAAACAACGACAACAAGAACAUUUGAAAGCGUGUGGCAAAAGUUUCAAAUGGGUAAUGGAAGUUGGGAUUAUGGACAAUAAUUUCAUCUUCAUCAUUCAAAAGUUAAUAAAUAUCUCGAAUGAAGAAGAACCUGUGAAGAAGCCAUCAAGAGGAGCAUCAGCUGAAUCAAAAGGAAAUCGUAAAAAGUCUUUGAUCAAACAACCUCAGAAGGCAAGCACUUCAAAUGAAAGGAAAAAUUCCAAACCGACUGACGAAGAAUUCGCAAAACAGUCCGACUUGAAUGCAGUCAAGGAUACACUGCGAGGGUUGACGGAGGAAAAGCUGCCAGCCAUGGAGCAAUCAUUGAGGGAUAUUAAAUUAUUGAUGGACCAGAUUAAUUCCAAAUUGAAUGAGAAGCAGGAUGAGGAUUUGACAAACACGACUACGGAACCGAAACGCUCUGAACCAGAUGUAGAACAAAAAUCACCGAAUGACUCAAGUNUGAGCUCAGCGGAGAAUCGAGUUGAACAUGGAAACACCAAAUCAGGUCCACUGCCAUUGGAUCUCGAUCCCACGGACAGUGUGAUGAACGAUUUGGAUGAGGCGUCCAGAUUGCUCGUGUGCAGCAAGCUGAUCGGACUUCGAAAAUUGUCGUUCGCCGAACUCAUCUAUCAUCUGAAUAGGUGA